AUGGAUUUCCAAUCUGUAUCAAAUACUUUACUUGAAAGUGAUUCACUUCAACAAGUGCGAAGACGUACAUUUUCUCAUUGGCCACAUCGUACUGUUCCAUCAAGUACACAAAUGAUUGAAGCUGGAUUUUUUAAUUGCAAUGUUGAUGAUCGAGUAAUAUGUAUCUAUUGUAAUCGUAUUUGUCAACAAGGGACACCACAUACAGAUGAUCCAUGUAAAUUACAUAAAAUACUAUCACCUAAUUGUAUAUAUGUCAAAACAAGAUUGAUGCAUCCUAUAGCUUCAUCAAUAAUUAUUGUCAACGAAAAUUCACCGACAACAACAACAGGGAUUCUUUCGUCGAUAUCAAAUAAUCUCAGCUCAUUACGACCUACUAGUAACAUUGUAUUUAGAGCAUCGUGUAAUCCUGCUUAUUUCGAAAUACCAAAACGUUAUGCAUCAUUCACUACUUGGCCAAAUAAAGAUUUACCAUUGAUGAAUGAUUUGGUUCGAGCAGGAUUUUUCGUUACAGGUGCAGAAACCAUUGUUACUUGCUUUUAUUGUAAUGGAUCAUUACAAAAUUGGGGUUCAAGUGAUAAUCCAAUGAUUGAACAUGCUCGUUGGUUUCCAUAUUGUGGAUAUGCUAAACAAUUGUGUGGUGAAGAAUUAUAUCGUAAAAUUCAAGAAUCUAAAAGAAUACAACAAGAACGUGCUAGAGCUGAUGAAUUGAAAGAAAGAACAGGCUCAAAUGAUCUGGUAAAUACUAAUGUAACAACAUAUAGUGGACAAUUAUUAAUACCAGAUAUAAAGUACUUUAUCCAGACUCAUCAAAAUUUUAAAUUAUCUAUUAUUAAACGAUGUUGGGAAGAUCAAUUACGAAUAAAACAUGAUGACUUUGUAUCCAACUGUGAUUUGUAUGUUGCUUGUUUAAUUCUUCAAAAACAAAUCGAACAUAUUGAUGGUAAAAAAGAAAAUGUUGUUAUACCAAGUAUAAAAAUGAAACAAAUUCGAGAACACAAUGAGAGAGGAAUGCAUGAACAAACAUCAACUAUAUCUAAUGCAACUCAAUCCGUACAAAAUCGUACAGAUGUUAAUAUAAUUGCAUCAUCGCAAUCAUUAGCAAAUGAAUCUACAUCUUCUCAAUCUUCUAUUAUCUCUACAUCAAAAUCAACAAGCAAUAAAAAUGAAUGUGAAACCCAAACAAAUAAACAAAUAACUACUAUCAAUAAUCGAAGUCAAUCAACUAAUUCAGAAUCAUCGAAUCUUUGUGUUCUAUGUCUGACAGAAGAAAAACAAUUAGCUUGUAUACCAUGUGGUCACGUAGCAACAUGUGUUGCAUGUGGUCAUUCAUUGCGAUUGUGUUCAAUAUAUCGACGAGAAAUCGAUGCAUUUAUUAGAAUUUACAUUUAA
Messenger RNA from Rotaria sp. Silwood2, 1389 nucleotides. The record is from the annotation of a GenBank genome assembly. Lineage: Eukaryota; Metazoa; Rotifera; Eurotatoria; Philodinida; Philodinidae.